AUGGUUAGGUUGGAGUUGAGAGUAGCUUCCCGUUCUCUCAGCAGCAUCAGCAGCAGCAGCAGCAUCAGCAGCAUCAGCAGCAUCAGCAGCAUCAGCAGCAUCAGCAGCAUCAGCAGCAUCAGCAGCAUCAGCAGCAUCCUCAUUGCCCGACCUUCAGUGAAGAUCCCGGCAUUUCGCAGGACUGUUGACAAAGCUGAUCCUGAAGUCGUGAUUCUUUUGCCCCGUGUAGACAUGGCUAUCUCUUGGAUCGGCCCAUCAGUGGCCGGGGUGGUAGUGCUCUGCUCUGCUGUCGUGUUCGUCCUAUGUCAGAGAUACAGGCCAGGGUUAAGAUCUAUCCCGGGACCCUUUGCGGCGUCUUUCACCGAUUUGUGGCGCUUCGUGGCCGUGUACAAUGGCAGGUUCGAACUGACUUCGCAGGCCCUGCACGACAACUAUGGCGACUUGGUUCGCAUAGGGCCGAAAUGCGUCAGUGUGGCCGAUCCCAGGGAGAUCAGACAGAUCUACGGUAUAUCGAGGCUCUUUCAGAAGCCGCUUGUCAACGGCAAACCGGUCACCUCGCUCUUCAUGAUCCUCGACGAGGACCAGCACAAGAUCGCAAAGCGACCGAUCGCGCACGCGUACGCCAUGACGAGCUUGCUGGAUUACGAGCCGUUUGUGGACAGCACGUUGCGGACGCUGGUCGAGCAGCUCGCACGGCUGUACGCGGACAAGGGCAUGGUGUGCGAUUUCGGCGAAUGGCUCCAGUGGUACGCGUUCGAUGUCAUUGGCGAAAUGACUUUCAGCAACCGGUUCGGCUUCCUCGAGCAGGGCCGUGACGUGGGCGGCAUCAUCAAGGCAUUGAACAAGGCUGGAACGUAUGUGGCAUUGGUUGGGCAGAUGCCCUGGCUGGACUAUCUGCUGGCCAAGAAUCGAGUCUGGGGAGGAGUUUUCGCAAAGGACAAGACGGGAAUCUCCAAGUUUGUCUUGCAGUUUUUGAAGCCGCGGAUCGAGGAGGCGGACAGGACACGACUUCUUUCAGACGGCGAGAAGACGCCGCUUGAGUUCAAGGACCGCACCGACUUCACGGCCAAGUUCAUCUCGGCCUUUGACAAGUAUCAUGGCUCGAUCCCCCAGUCGCAGCUGCUGGGCUGGUCACUGAGCAACAUCAACGCAGGAUCAGACACGACUGCCAUCGCCUUGCGCGCCAUCUUUCGUGAGUAUUCUCCCCGUCGCAUCAAGCAUAUGAUGUUGUGGAAGCUGACACCAGUUCCCCUGACAGAUUUUCUGCUCCUCAACCCCUCCGCCAUGGCCAGGCUGAUGGCAGAACUGGACUCGGCCAACUUGUCACCUCUUCCGCAGUGGCGCGAGACAAGCCACCUCCCUUAUCUGGGCGCGGUCAUCAAAGAGGCCCUACGUCUUCACACGCCCGUCGGUUUCGUUCUGGAACGCAUCGUUCCCAAAGGAGGAGUCACUCUCUGCGGCCACUUCUUCCCUGAAGGCACCAUCGUCGGCUGCAAUCCCGCCGUCAUCCACAGGGACAAGCGCGUCUACGGCCGACGGUACUCUGUCGAUUCAUACCGACCGGAGCGGUGGCUCGAGGCCGACGAGGAGGAAAGGGGCGAGAUGGAGAGGUGUUUUAUGGCCUUUGGGAGCGGCAAGAGGACGUGUAUCGGGAAAAACAUCAGUCUGCUCGAAGUGUACAAGUUGGUGCCGCUCCUUUUGAAGCGCUUCAAGUUCCGGCUCACGGAUCCCGACAAGAAGCUGACGAUCUGGAAUACUUUCUUUGUGCAUCAGAAGGGUUUGGAUGUCUAUAUCGAGACUGCUUAG
Fonsecaea nubica is the source of this 1806-nucleotide messenger RNA. RefSeq lists its product as hypothetical. Lineage: Eukaryota; Fungi; Ascomycota; Eurotiomycetes; Chaetothyriales; Herpotrichiellaceae. The transcript has 4 exons. Bases 1 to 1806 code for a protein of 601 amino acids. The record is from RefSeq and is a predicted model, not a curated record. Gene Ontology annotation, molecular function: oxidoreductase activity, acting on paired donors, with incorporation or reduction of molecular oxygen; iron ion binding; monooxygenase activity.